Plectropomus leopardus (leopard coralgrouper) is the source of this 1276-nucleotide messenger RNA. Its product is annotated as G1/S-specific cyclin-D2-like. NCBI's taxonomy places the organism in Eukaryota, Metazoa, Chordata, Actinopteri, Perciformes, Serranidae. The record is from RefSeq and is a predicted model, not a curated record.
CAGAAGCGGAGGCAGCAAACUGAGAGAGGCAGCAGGACUGGAGCCGCAGUCUCAGCUCCAUGCUUCAUCCUGGGCGCUUCUCCUCCUCCUCCUGCCCGCUCAAGACUACAUUGUGACAAUAUUUAUUUUUUAUUUCUAAUAUUAAGCCACAAAAAGUGGAGGGGGGGAGAAGGGGGGCCCGAGUCAUGGAGCUUUAUUGCCUGGAGUCGGACACAGCCGUGAGAGCGCAGCCUGACCCAAACAUCCUCUGUGAUGCCAGAGUGUUGCAAAGUUUAUUAACUAUCGAGGACAGGUUUUUACCUCAAUGCUCUUAUUUCCAGCGGGUCCAGAAGGAUAUUCAGCCUUACAUGAGACGAAUGGUUGCAGGUUGGAUGCACGAGGUGUGUGAAGAGGAGAAGAGUAAUGAAGACGUCUUUCCUUUAGCCAUUAAUUAUUUGGACAGAUUUUUAGCAGUGAUGUCCACAAGAAAGAGUUAUUUGCAGCUUCUGGGAGCUGUGUGCAUAUUCCUGGCCUCCAAGUUAAAGGACUUCAGGCCGCUAUCAGCAGAAAAACUUUGCAUGUACACAGACAACUCCAUCACACCACGGGAACUGCUGGACUGGGAGCUGGUCGUGCUGGGGAAGUUGAAGUGGAACAUGGCCUCGGUCAUCCCCAAUGAUUUUAUAGAGCACAUCAUCCGCAGGCUGCCCCUUCCCAAAGACAAGCUGGCGAUGGUCCGCAAACACACUCAGACAUUCAUUGCCCUCUGUGCCACAGAUGACCGCCUUGCCAUGAACCCUCCUUCCAUGAUUGCCACCGGCAGCAUGGGAGCUGCCGUCUGUGGCCUGCAGCUGGACCACGCUGACCAGAGGCUGAGUCGAGACAACCUGACAGACCUGCUGGCCAAGAUCACCAACACAGAGGUGGACUGUUUGAGGGCGUGCCAGGAGCAGAUAGAGCGCGUGCUGGCCACCAGCCUGCAGCAGGGCACGCAGUACCGGCAGGAGCCCGGCGUCAGGGCAGGCAACAAGGCGAGGGAGCAGCAAGACCAGUCCAGCACCCCCACAGAUGUACGUGAUGUCAACUUAUGAACUCCCAUCACCACCCGACUCGCACACACCACUCAUGCCGGUUUACCAAUGAACUAACGGGAGCGAGGGGGCAUGAGCUGCCAGUAUGUACGCCACACGAGCAAUGAUGGUGUGACAAUCUAUGAACUUUUAGAAAAUAAGAAAUUUCUAGUUUUUCUCCUUUUUUGCCCCAUUCAUACCCGGUCGGGUGUUUUUGUACUGUUCUA